AAACCGAAGCAGAAUGGAAGUCUGAAGCCCGAAGUAGAGGGCAAGCAUCUAUACAAAGCUACAGGUCCGAAUAUUCCACUGAAACCGAAACGCUCUGGGUCGAAUUUACCGUCCUAUUUGAUGAGAGAAGAAAAAGAGAGAAACGUUCUCCCACAAAAAUGUAUAAUGCCUUAUCUGGAGAAAUUGAUCUCAGUCCAGCCACGCUAGCAA
Ambispora leptoticha is the source of this 210-nucleotide messenger RNA. NCBI's taxonomy places the organism in Eukaryota, Fungi, Glomeromycota, Glomeromycetes, Archaeosporales, Ambisporaceae. The record is from the annotation of a GenBank genome assembly.